This is a messenger RNA of Ochotona curzoniae (black-lipped pika), 1411 nucleotides long. RefSeq names its product phosphopantothenoylcysteine synthetase (gene PPCS). The transcript has 3 exons. Lineage: Eukaryota; Metazoa; Chordata; Mammalia; Lagomorpha; Ochotonidae. Gene Ontology annotation, biological process: coenzyme A biosynthetic process. The record is from RefSeq and is a predicted model, not a curated record. The coding region runs from base 1 to 936 and encodes 311 amino acids. Gene Ontology annotation, cellular component: cytoplasm; nucleus. Gene Ontology annotation, molecular function: phosphopantothenate--cysteine ligase activity.
AUGGCGGAAAGGGACUUGGCCGCCGAGUUCCCCCGGCCUGCCGGUGCUGCGCGCUGGGCCGAGGUUAUGGCCCGCUUCGCGGCCAGGCUGGGCGCCCAGGGCCGGCGGGUGGUGUUGGUCACGUCAGGCGGCACCAAGGUCCCGUUGGAAGCACGACCAGUACGCUUUUUGGAUAACUUCAGCAGCGGGAGGCGCGGUGCCACCUCGGCCGAGGCCUUCCUGGCUGCGGGCUAUGGGGUCCUGUUCCUGUACCGCGCCCGCUCCGCCUUCCCCUUUGCCCACCGCUUCCCGCCCCAGACCUGGCUGUCGGCCCUGCGGCCCUCGGGCCCGGCGCAUUCGGGCUUGCUGAGUCUGGAAGCCGAGGAGAAGGCGCUGCCGGGCUUCGCCGCGGCUCUGCAGAGCUACCAGGAGGCAGAGGCUGCCGGCACCUUUCUGGCGGUGGAGUUCACCACUUUGGCGGACUAUUUGCAUCUGCUGCAGGCGGCAGCCCAGGCGCUCAACCCGCUAGGCUCCUCUGCGAUGUUUUACCUGGCUGCGGCCGUGUCCGAUUUCUAUGUUCCCGUCAAUGAAAUGCCUGAGCACAAGAUCCAGUCAUCGGGGGGCCCACUGCAGAUAACAAUGAAGAUGGUGCCAAAAAUGCUUUCUCCUUUGGUUAAAGAUUGGGCUCCCAAAGCAUUUAUUAUUUCCUUUAAGUUGGAGACUGACCCCUCCAUCGUAAUUAAUCGUGCUCGGAACGCUUUGGAAGUUUACCGGCAUCAAGUGGUGGUGGCUAAUAUCCUUGAGUCACUACAGUCCUUUGUGGUUAUUGUAACCAAAGACUCAGAAACCAAAUUGUUGCUAUCAGAGGAAGAAGUAGAAAAAGGCAUAGCGAUAGAACAGAAGAUAGUGGAUAACCUUCAGGCUCGACACACAGCUUUUAUAAGUGAGAAAAACUGAAGGAAAAAGCCCUUAGAGGAUGAAAAGGUGUUCAGUGGACCAGGGCUCUCACAGAGGGUGAGAACCAGAAUAAAUGAGGACAGGGAAAACAAAAGAAAGGGGAAAAGUGGCAGUGUGCAGGCCAGUAGGACUUGCUGUUUGUCUUUAGUGAUGGAACUACCUGCCACGCUCAGCUGAGUUUCUUCUUGACUUUGAAAUUGAACACUAGAGCUAUAUCUCACCUUUAAAAAAAGAGCAUACAGGAAUUCAGUACUCCUCAGAAUGUACAUGGAGGCCUGAAUGUCAGCUUUUCCAUACCAGAAAAAGGGGAUUAUGGGUGCAUGAAUGGUCAUGCCUUGAAGAUCAAGUAAUUGUUGAGUGCCUACUAUUGCCAGGCCCUGUGUUGAGCUUUGGUGAUUAAAAAGAUGAGCAAACAUGUCUUGUUUGAGAAAUGGAUGUAUAAAAAAUUAUGUGCAAUAAAGUCUGUGCCUGAAAG